Molecule: messenger RNA, 5576 nt
Organism: Mytilus californianus (California mussel)
Lineage: Eukaryota; Metazoa; Mollusca; Bivalvia; Mytilida; Mytilidae
Product: probable 3',5'-cyclic phosphodiesterase pde-5
Exons: 27
Coding region: 524-3166 (880 amino acids)
Biological process (GO): signal transduction; negative regulation of receptor guanylyl cyclase signaling pathway
Molecular function (GO): 3',5'-cGMP-stimulated cyclic-nucleotide phosphodiesterase activity; protein binding
Source: RefSeq, a predicted model, not a curated record
AACUAGUCCUUACAAAUGUUUUAUUUACAUUUGACAAUUUAAAUAAGAAAUUGCAGGAACUGCAAAAGUGAAUACAUGUUAAUGUGUUUCAUUAGUGAAUCAAUAUGACGUGAAAACCAGUAUAUCAUUUGUUUAAGUACAUAAACUAAAUCUAAAUUUAAAUUGUAUGUUUGGAUUUGAUUUCUAAUUUAUCUGACUGUCGACCGGGUACCAGUCUUUCAAAUUAAAAUAUAUAUUUGACUAGUGUAUAGUGUGUUAGGAUUUCACGGUUGUUGGACAUAUAAGUUUAUUUUGUGGAUAAGUCCAAUGUUUGGCAGAACCCGUCCUUAAUCAGCUUAUACCAAUAUUGAGUUCUGUACGUGUAUGGAUCAUUGUAUACCAAAGUCGAUUUUAAAAACUGUGCUUCAAUUUUAAUGGCAAAGAAUUUGUGCGAAUAUUUAAUAAAAAAAGAUUUUUCAUGUUACGGCUUUGUGCAUGGAUACAAGAUGAGUUGGAAGUGAGAUAGAAUGGUCAAAGUUUUAUUAUGGCAGAUGUGUCUCCAGAAUUAGUUACGCAUUUUUUAAACGAAAAUCCAGAAUUUCUAGACAGAUAUGUAACUACACAUGUUUCAGAGGAUAAAAUUCGACAAUGGUCACUACGCAAAGGCAGUAAAAAUGUCCACACAAGACAACAUAAUUUAAAUGGAGAACUAUUGAGAGAAAAGAAAAGUAGUAAAUGGAAGACAUGUGUACAAUCAAGCAAAUGGAAGGUGUUACAUGAGAUGACGAGGGACAUAAGUUAUCAGACUGACAGAUUACAGAUCCUAGCAGAACUAGCACAGUGUGCUGUAGAUUCAACCAGUGCAGAUGGGUUCAAUUUAUACCUGGCAGACAGUAAUCAACAGCUGUAUCAUCAUAAAGUAUCACCAAUAUCCUCUAGCAGGGGAAGUCGUACAACAGACAGACCUUCUGAAGGAUCUUAUAUUGGUAACAUAGAAACUGGAACAUCCUUACCAUCUUAUGUUGCCAAAACAAAAGAUACAAUCAGAACUAAUCAUGUUCAGGGGGACAUGAGGUUUCCAGCAGGCCUAGGGAUAAAGAUGGAGCAUGUUCAGACAGUUCUAGCCAUUCCAAUUUUACAGGAAGACUCAGGGGUAUUAGGUGUAAUAGAACUUUACAGACAAUUCAGUACAGACUCAUUUACUCAGGAAGAUGAAGAGGUGACUGCUACAUUGUUAGUCUGGGCUGAUGUAUGUGUGGAUUAUGUGCAGAUGUAUAAUAGUAUGAUGAGACAGAGAAAAUUAAAUGAUUUCUUGUUAGCAGUUACAAAAUCAAUAUUUCAAGACAUAGUUAGCAUGGAUACAGUUAUUAUGAAAAUUAUGAAUUAUGCCAAAAAACUUGUAAAUGCUGACAGAGCAUCAUUAUUUCUUCUUGACACAAAAACUACUGAAUUAUAUGCUCGAAUAUUUGAUACGGGUAAAGAACAUGUACCACAGAAAGAAAUAAGAUUUCCUAUGGACAAGGGUGUAGCUGGUCAUGUUGCCUCCACAGGGCAGGUGCUAAAUAUAACUGAUGCCUAUAAUGAUGGAAGGUUCAACAGGGAAGUUGAUAUGCAGACAGGGUACAGAACAAAGUCUAUAUUAUGUAUGCCUAUUUAUAUAAGAGGAAGUAUAAUUGGUGUUGUACAGAUGGUCAAUAAAAAAGAAGGAACGUUUACAAUGGCUGAUGAAGAAUCAUUUGAAACAUUUGCUAUAUAUUGUGGACUUGCCUUACAUCAUGCUAAGUUGUAUGACAAGAUAAGAAGAUCAGAGCAGAAGUAUAAAGUGGCAUUAGAAGUAUUGUCUUAUCAUGCUCAGUGUACAGACGAUGAAUACAAAAUAAUCAAAUCUACGCCGUUUCCAGAAAAUAUACCAGGAAUUAUUGAUUAUGAGUUUUCUCCAUGGGAUGUAGAAGACAACAGAAAAUGUUUGUAUGUGUUAUAUAUGAUGAAGGAUAUCUUUAGUAUGGCCACCAAAAAGAAUGAAAAUGAGAAAAGAUAUGACCUGGAUGAUAUGAUACGUUUUACCAUGACAGUCAAGAAGAACUACCGCAAUGUUCCGUACCACAACUGGGCGCAUGCCUUCUCUGUUGCUCAUGCAGUGUACACUGUAAUCAAGACAACUAAACACAGUUUCUCUCCUGUAGAAUGUUUAGCACUAUAUGUAGCAUGUUUGUGCCAUGAUUUAGACCAUCGUGGUAAGACUAAUGCUUUCAUGGUAAAAAGUGCUUCACCUCUGGCAGCUAUCUACUCUACCUCAACGAUGGAACAUCAUCACUUUAAUCACACAGUUACAAUUCUUCAGAAUGAGGGACACAAUAUUUUUAAGCACCUGACUUCUGAUCAGUACAAGCAGAUUUUAGGUGACAUCAGGCAAUGUAUUUUGGCAACAGAUUUAGCAUUAUUCUUUGGAAACCGGGCAAGAUUACAGGAAGUUUCUGACAAAAAUGAAUUUUCAUGGGAUGAUAGUGAACAUAGGCAUGUAGUGAUGGCUAUAUGCAUGACAGCAUGUGAUCUUUGCUCUAUGUAUAAACCAUGGGAUAUACAGCUCCAAGUCGUUAAUGUUAUCAUGGAGGAGUUCUGGCUCCAGGGUGAUGAAGAAAAAUCACAAGGUUUGACUCCAAUGCCGAUGAUGGACAGAGAUAAAAAAGAUGAACUUCCACACUUAGAGGUUGGGUUCCUGGUUGGUAUUUGUUUGCCAUGUUAUGAACUAAUGGCUCAGGUAUUACCGAAUACCAAACCUAUGGUGGAUGGUGCUGUAUCUAAUUUGAAAAAAUGGAAAUACCUCGCCGAAAAUAAACUAACUGUAGAUCAGCUCCCUCCAGAACAGUUGGUCAAACAAUUGGAAUAUAAAAGUAGUGAAAAUAAACAGGAGGCCUUGGAAGGAAAUAAACAAGAUUCAUCGGAAAAAAAUAAACAAAGAGAGGAAGAGGAAUCAGAUAAACAAAAUGAACUCAAUGCUAAAGCAGGAAACAAAGAUGAACUAACAGAAGAAAGUAAAAUGGAAUCAGUGGAAGAAAACAAAAAUAAGUCUAUAGAGAAUCAGUCAGAUAAAGGGAGCUUACUCACAGACGUUAGAUCUGAAUCAUCUGUCUUGGUUCAUAGUGAUAACGAUAAUAAUUUAACUGAACAGAUUCAUGACAACACAUGAUAAAUCGUCCACUAUUACAGUUCAAAAGUGCUCAUCCAUCUGUUCUCUAUAUAGUAUGUGCCAUUGUACUGGUCAACAGUUAUCAAUAUCAUGUGAUAUUUUAUUUGUUUAUGCUUAAACUUCGGUAGAAGGGGGCAUAAUGUUUUCUGGUCUGUUCAUCUGUCUGUCAGUCCAUCUUAUUUCAGAUUAUAGUUUUUGGUUAAGUUUGAGGUUUAUCAUGAAGUUGUGGUCACAUCAACUUGAGACUAUGUGCAUAUGAUGUAAAAAAAAUUUAUACCAAAGUAUAGUUUUUGAUCCCUAUUUCAUGGUUCGCUGAACAUGGAAAUGUGAUAGUGUGAACUUAGUACCUUCUUGUGAUAAAGUUUUUCAUUUACCAUGCAGCUUUGGUCACAUCAGUGAGAAACCUAUGACACUUGUUCAUUUCGUGAUAAAGUUUUCAGAUUUUAUGCCAGAUUAUUAUUUGACCCAGAUUUGACCAUUGACUGAACAUUGGCACAUGAUGGUGCAGGUGGGGCAGGCGGGGCAUAGUGACGCAUAUUCUUGUUUAUUAUUUCAUUAAGGAAGGACAUUUAUUAUUUGAUCCAAAAAAAUGUUGAAAAGUGUUUUUAAUAAAAAUCCACAUUGAAAUUUUCAAGUCACAAUUAGGAUUUCAAGUCAAUAUGGAUGUAUUAUGAAAGUUUAUAACUCUAUGGCUUUCUUGACUUAAAGUGUUAUCAACAGUUUUACUCUCACAUGAAAAUUGUUUUAUUAAACAGCUUUUUAUCUUUUUACAUAAAUGGUAUUAUAUUAAAAGAAAAGUUUGAUCUUUUGUGUACAGUGAACAUAUAUAUAUAUAUUGGUGCAAACAAGCAAACAGUGAGUUUCUGUGUAUGUUACAUCCAUUUUCGGUAUUGUCAUGCUGUACACACAUGUAUGUGAGUUAGUGUAAAAGUAGCAUUAUUUAUACAUUAUACUUGUAGCAUUGUUGAAUUGUUAGAUCUCCAAACAACAUAAUCCAGUCAUGCCAAAAAAUACAUAUAGGUGUGUGUUCAGAUUUUAUAUAAGCAGAAUUAUUUUUUAUUAACUGAUCACCGAUCAUAUUUGUUUACUCAUAUUUUAUGACCUUUCCAAAAUUUGCUAAUAUAUUUUAAGAGGUACUGGUAUUUCGUUUAUUCUCAUUUAUUUUUUAAUGAGAGGCAGAAUUUCUUUCCAAAAAUAGACGUAUUUACACUUGUAUGCAAAUUUGUCCGCCAUGACUUAAAAUCAAACAAGUUCUCAUAAAAUUUGACAUCACAAUUUAAAAAAUUUGAAGUCAUAAUUAAAACGUGGUUGUUGCUUGACGUCAGAAGUUAUUCAGAGCAGAUCUAAGGUCAUUCGGAGACAAAAUUCAGCUAAAUACCAAAAGUGUAAAUACGUUUAUUGAAAAGUGCAUUUACUUCAAAAAUAAUAACAAUAAAUAUUGUUAAUUCAAAUAUUUUAAGCAUUGUGUUAUUUUAUGAAAGAUGCUUAAUUUUAGAAUGUUAGGUAUAAAACAGCUUGUAUAUUGGUUCAUUAUUAUUUAACAUUAAACACAAGUAUCCAGUACAAAUUCUCAGUUGUGCUCAGAUUUUGAGACAUGAUGUACAGAUAGUCAUUGGGGAUAUCCUAAUUUUAGGAUAUUGUUAAGAGAUGGAUAGUUUUAAGUACAGACAGUCAUUUUGGGAUAUUUUGUAAAGAGAUAGAUUAUUUAUUGUUGUUUUUUCAUUUAGAGUCAGCUGUUGCUAUUUGUUUUUAUUUGCUUCUUUGAAACACAAAAAAUACUCAAGUUAACUUUGAAUUUUUAAUUAAGUGAUAGCCUGAUCAUAUUUUUUUAAUUUAUUUCUUUUGAAUUGUCCAUUUAUAAUAACUUUAUCCUUGUAAGGGUUUUAUGUGUAGACUUGAUAUUAUUUCUCUAAACAAACAUUACUAAAUAGUAUCAUAGAAUUUUUACAGGAUAAGCACACUUCUUGUCUUCUUAAUAAAUUAUCCUGAAGCUAUUAUUUAAAACCAAAUAGCAAACUUAAUUCUGGGAAAAACUAAAUUUAGAUGGAAGUGAUAAUCACAUGUAUCUUGGUUUAUCCCAAAAUAUGAAUAUUCAAAAUUACAAUAAUGAGAUAUGACCAAAUCUAUUGUGUACUACUGUAUAGUAAUAAUUGCUCUCAUAAAUAAAGCCAAAAUGUAACUUCAUUUCCAUGGUAAUUAACAUGUUUUAAUGUUUGUAAAAGAAACGGUUGUUUUCUCUUCAUCAAAGUUCAGUUCCAUACUCCAGCUGCUAUUGUGCACUGGUCAGUUGUUUUAAGUGGACAUAUUUGUACAAUGUAAAUUAUACAGUAUUUUAUUGUAGAUCAAAAGGAAUAAUAUAUUGAUAAUAUUGAUAUUGUGAUAUUGUUAUUCAUUAAAUUAUUAUUUUAUA